Tribolium madens (black flour beetle) is the source of this 5974-nucleotide messenger RNA. Its product is annotated as neurexin-1. The record is from RefSeq and is a predicted model, not a curated record. NCBI's taxonomy places the organism in Eukaryota, Metazoa, Arthropoda, Insecta, Coleoptera, Tenebrionidae. The transcript is spliced from 17 exons. The coding region runs from base 246 to 5027 and encodes 1593 amino acids.
GCAAAGGGUCGAAAGCACAGUGUGACCUGGGGUCUCUUUCUUGCGUUUUAGUUAGUGAGUUAUCAGUGACGACAGUGUUGAAAUAAAACGUUUUCUGACCACUGGCAAGUGCAUUGGUUGUGUGAAACCCAAGUCUCGCGCCAUGAACAGUUCCAUAUUCUCCUCCCCUCUCGCCGCCGCUGCAUCCCCCUCAACCCAAUCGAUAUCUCCAGCGUAUUAAUGCUCCAAGCAUCAUCAUCAUCAUCAUGCGACAGUGGUCCUUGGUGUUAGCAGUCUUCAGCGUGGUGGCCUCCGGCUUCCUCCUCGACGGCUCCACCAACUCCUACUCCCAAUUCCGGAAAUGGGGCGGCGGCACCAACGGCACUCUCGAAUUCGAAUUCAAGACCGACCAAGCCAACGGCCUCCUCCUCUACACCGACGACGGCGGCACCUACGACUUCUUCGAGAUCAAGCUGGUGGAGGGGGCGCUACGAUUGCGCUACAACCUGGGGGGCGGCGCGCAGAUCAUCACCGUAGGGCGCGACCUCAACGACGGCCAUUGGCACAAGGUCCACGUGCAACGACACGAAGACAGGACCAUCCUCACGGUGGACAGCGUCUCCCAGAUGCGCACCUCCAGAGGCAAGGAGUUCAACUUCGGGAGGUUUACCACCAAUUCGGACGUCUUCGUCGGCGGAAUGCCCACGUGGUACAACACCAAGUUGACGCUGUUGGCACUACCGAGUGUCAUUUUUGAGCCGAGGUUCGUGGGGGCUAUCAGGAAUCUCAUCUAUCCGGACGUGGAGGGCGGGCCACCGAGGAGGCAGGAGACGAGGCCCAAGGACCACAGGUGUGAUGGUGGCGUAAUUGCGGGAACUGAAGGUGUCUGUCUGUCCCAAUCUAGGAUCCUUCGUGGCAACAGCAGUGAUGCUUGUGAAAUUCGGGAUCCUUGCCAACACGGUGGCAUCUGUAUUUCCACUGAUAGCGGGCCCAUUUGCGAGUGUCGCAAUCCCGACUACGAGGGGGAAUAUUGCGAAAAAGAUAAAGCCCCCUCGGAGGCGGUUUUCCGUGGUGGUGAAUUUUUAUCGUACGAUUUGAGCCAAACUGGGGGCGAACCAAUCGUCAGUGCUCAAGAUUCCGUUACGUUUUAUUUUAAAACGCGCCAACCUAGCGGACUGUUGUUUUACACUGGCGACGGAACGGAUUACCUCAACGUCGCAAUUAAAGAUGGCUGUCUUAGUCUCACUAUGGGGCUAUCAAACGGUAAACAAGAAAUGCAAAUAAAGCCCAAUAAAGUGCGCUUUGACGACAAUCAAUGGCACAAAGUCAGCGUUCAUCGACGAAUACAAGAAAUUUCAGCCAUCACCAGUUUUUGUCGGCUCUCGGCCGUGGUGGAUGGCGUGUACGCCGACCAUUCGCACAUCGCCGGUAAGUUUACGAUGUUGUCCUCGAGUCGCGUCUACGUGGGUGGAAGUAUCAACACUCGGGCGCUUCCUGGGGCUCGUGUCCAUACCAAUUUUGUCGGUUGUAUGCGAAAAGUGGAAUUUGUGGCAGAUACGUUACGGUUAAAUCUGCUCGAGUUGGGUCGUUCCGGUAGUCAUCUCAUCUCUGUGGCUGGCCAACUUGAUUAUAAAUGUCCGGCGGGGGAAUCCCACGAUCCUAUCACCUUUACCACACGGGAUUCGCACUUGAUUUUGCCGCCGUGGAAUGCGAAAAAAUCGGGCAAUAUCUCGUUCAAAUUCCGCACGAAUGAAGCAAACGGUUUGAUCCUUUUCAACGGAGGAGUGCGUCCUCCUCGUGUGGAUUUAUUCGCAAUUGAGAUAUACAAUGGGCAUAUUUACGUGCAUUUGGACUUGGGUUCGGGCCAUUCGAAACAAAGAGGCUCUCGACGAAGAAUCGACGACGGGUCGUGGCACGAAGUGACCUUCCGGAGGACUGCAAGAGACGCGAGGAUCACCGUCGAUGGCUUUCACACCGAUUUCAAGACGAUUGAGGGUUCAACUAGUUUGGAACUUGAUGGGAACAUGUACGUGGGCGGUUUAGGUCCCCCCUUCUCUGAAAUUCCCAUUCCGGCGGGAUUGUGGACUGCUGUCUUACAACAAGGAUUUGUGGGAUGUUUUAAGGAUCUCGUUAUGAACAACGAAGCGGUUGAUGUUGCUAGCUACGCCCGUGAACAAGACUCUGGCUCAAUCCGCACCCUAUGCCACACCCAGCCCCAACAAUGCCCCUCGCAGCCCUGUCUCAAUGGGGGCGUAUGCACCGAAGGUUGGAACCGUUUCGUGUGCGACUGCACCAAUACCAUGUUCACUGGUCCAACAUGUGGUAAAGAAGCAGCAACAUUGAGUUUCAACGGUACCCAACACAUGGAAGUAACAAUGGACGCAGAAAUGCUCACCCAAACCGAAGACAUAAUAAUCCGUUUUCGGACCAGCAAACCCUUGGGUCUUCUCCUCAUCACAAGCACAGUCGAGACCGGCGAUCGAAUCGAGUUGGCCGUGGCCGCCGGCCGUAUUCGGAUGGCCUUGCGACUUGGUGUCAAAGAAAAGAAACAGGAAGAUCGCGAAAAAGAUAAAAUUCUUCUCGCCGGUCAAAAUGUCAAUGAUAAUCAAUGGCAUACAGUGAGGUUUUCGCGUCGAGGGGCGAAUUUGAAGCUUCAAUUGGAUGGUCAAAGUCCGAUUCGGGCCGAAACACAGGGGAAGUACCAGAGUUUGCAGUGGCGUACGGUGCAUCUCGGGGGGUUGUACCACUUGGAGGAGGAGAUUAGUAUGACGACAACAGUCCCCAAUUUUAUCGGGGAAAUACAGCAGUUUUAUUUCAAUAAUAUUCCGUAUAUUGAACUAGCCCGGGCUUUGAGUAGCGAACAAUCAAUCUCGGGGUUUCCCACGAUUAAAGUAGCGGGGAAAUUCGUCAAACACGCCACUGAUAAUCUACACAGACCGGUCACGUUUCGCUCCAAACACACUUUUAUUGGUUUACCAAUGUUGAGGGCUUAUUCGAGUAUCCACAUUGAUUUUAUGUUCAAAACACGGGAACCAAACGGUUUAAUCAUGUUUAAUGGUGGUAGAAAGGAGGAUUUUGUCGCUGUGGAACUGGUCGAUGGGCAUAUCAACUAUAUAGUCAAUGUGGGUGAUGGUACUGUGACCUUGAGAGAUACCACAAGGUCACAUUUGAAUGACAAUAGAUGGCAUACUGUUGGUAUAAGACGACCAUCUGUCAAACAACACACUUUAAUGGUCGAUGAUGAUAUUGUGAUUGCGACCAAUCAUGGGAGUGGGAAUUUGGAAUUGGAUGGGAUUUUGUAUCUGGGAGGGGUCCAUAAGGAUUUGUAUGGGCAGUUGCCACAAGAGGAUGUCAAGUCGCGGCAUGGGUUUGAGGGUUGUAUUGCUGGGUUGGAUCUAAACGGGGAAUCCCCGAAUAUUAUGGAGGAUGCAGUGGUGCACAGUUCGUUAGUGAUGGCAGGUUGUGAAAGUCAAUCGGCGAAAUGUAGUCACAAUGUGUGUGCAAAUGGCGGGAUUUGUGUCCAACAAUGGCAUUCGUAUACGUGUGAUUGUGAUAUGACGUCAUUUACGGGACCCACAUGCUCGGAUGAAUCGGUUUCGUACGAAUUUGGGCCUAAUCGAGGCAUCAUCACUUACACAUUCCCUGAAGAUAACCGACCUGAAAUGCAAGAAGACACAAUCGCUUUGGGUUUUAUCACAACAAAAGCAGAUGCGGUUUUAUUAAGGAUCGUCAGUGGAACUUCAAAUGAUUACAUCGAAAUGGAAAUUGUGGAAGGAAACAUAUUUGUAGUCUACAAUUUAGGAUCAAAUGAUCAUCCUUUAGGCGAAAUUUCCUUGAAAGUGAACGAUAAUGCAUAUCAUGUAGUGAGAUUUCACAGACAAGGCUACAACUCCUCGCUUCAAAUCGACGACUAUAACGUGCAAACGAGCCAUCCUUCAGGACAUCAGUUGCAAGUCUUCAACAGCCAAUCCCAGAUCCAGAUUGGGGGCAAAUGGAGCAAAGGCAAGUCGCGUAUUGAGCGCCCCUUCAGCGGCAUCAUCUCCGGAGUGGUCGUAAAUCGGCUCCGGGUUUUGGAUCUAGCCGCUGAAAAAGACAUCCAUGCUUCGCUACGUGGCGAUGUUCAGUUAAUUUCAGGAAUUUUGGAUCGUCACGAUCACUUGCAAAAAAUGCAACAAACUCCGGCUUCCGGGUUUCCGGGCGUUGAAGAUGACCUUGUGUUCAGCGGUGCCGGUUCCGGGUGUAACGGUGACGAUGAGGAUGAGUGUCCACCGUUACCGGAAACUGGAUCCGGUGAUGAUGAUCUCAUAACUCCGGUUUAUAAUCCGGUGACGAAACCGACGCCGACUACGAAAAAGCCACAUAAAGCGCCACAAGAAGGGGGGAAGCCGUGCGACGAUGAGGAUUGUUUCACGGGUUCGGGCUCGGGGGAGGUCACCGAGGAGACGGCCAUCACCUCGCACGCCACUGGUAUGGAUGUGAGUGUGACAACCCCCGAUAAUUCGAGCAUGCGAACCUCCGAUGGUUCCACCCCAACAUCGCCGACUUCGAUUUCGUCAAUCUCAUCGUCUAGUGAGAAAACAUCUGAAUAUUCAUCGAUGACAACCCCUCAAGCCACCACACAAGCCGAAACAACGCCGCUUCACGUCACAACUGAGGACUUCCCCCGAACAUCCACCGAGAAAAUCACCUACAUUUAUCGUCCCCCACCCGAUGACAAAAUCUACAACACGAAGACGCGCUAUAAGCCAACCGAACGCAUCACCACCAAGACUUCGGACACUGUCGCCCUCAUAAUCGGGAUCAUCGCCGCCGCUCUCAUCGCCGUCAUCCUCAUAAUCCUCGUCAUUUUGAAGUUUAAGCCGCGAAACGACGCCGCCUUCAAAGUCGAAGACAAGGGCUACAACCCACAGGGGCCCCUCUUGGGGCCGAGCACCACCAAUGGCCACCAAUACCAACUCAACGGUGCUUUGCGAAACGGUGACAAAAACAACCAAAUGCAACAAAAAAAGAAACGCGACAGUAAAGACAUUAAAGAAUGGUAUGUGUAAGUGUUUUUGUUGUUUUUUUGCAUUUCUCGAUUGUGACUCCGAGCCAUUUAAGUGAUGAUGAGUGACUGAAACAACUAAUCAAGUGAUAUCUUCGUACUCUCUCUCUCUCUCUUCGGUUGUCUUAUAUCUACUACUACCAGUGUUGAAACAAGACAAUGAUGGUCAGUGUUUUAUAUUGCAAGGACACAGGCACGGAUUUUUUAGUUUUCGACAAUAAUUAUAGGGCAUUUUGAGCAAAAACUGGUGGAAAAGUCAAUCAAAAGUAACGUUUAAUUAACAAAAACAAGUUUCCAAAGUGAUAACAGUAGGCCAUGAUUGUGUAAACCGCGCUUUAAAUGUGAAAGAGGCUUUUAAAAUUAAACAUGAAAGUUAAUCGUUUCCAAGGUGACAGUAAUAACCAUAGUGAUAACACUGUCACCGUAACUGUGUUUAUUAGACAUCUCCAUAGUGACAGUACGUUGCUAUGUAAACCACAGCACUUUAGCGGGAAUUUUGAAUUAAACGUUAUUAAAAAAGAAAAGGGAACGCUGAAGAGACUGCAUUUGAAACAAAUAAUAUCACAUCAUAUCAAGUAGUAGUUCAUUGAGCAUUUAGUCGUAGAGGAACCUCACCUAAAGUGCUGUUACACGGAAUAAUUUCACAAUUUAGUUGAUCCGUGCCUGUUUUCAUGUAUAGAAAUUGCAAUUUCGAGAAAAACCAUCAUUGGCAUUACUUACCUACACUAUAACAUGCCUAUAAAUCCUUUACAGUGACACUAACUUGUAAUUAAAAUAGCAAUACAGAGAAUUUAAAAUAGAUUAUGCGUUUAAAUAAGAUUUUCAUUAAAAAAAAUAAAUUAGUUAUUUGUUGUGUAUAAAAAGAAUUGUAAGUAGUUACGAUAGCAUUUUGUAUUAUACUUUAUGAUUUUGUUAGAGCUAUAAUAAAAUGGCGUAUAUUUGGAUGUUAAA